GCUCAAGAUACAACGAUUUUAAAAAGAUAAAAUCGACUAAAAUAAAACUGAUCAAAUGGGAAAACUCACGACCUUGAAGGGCAAAUUAAAAGACGAAGGCUCUCAAAUGAAACUCAAUAUGGUUCAUUUGUGUAGCUCCGAGAAUGACAAAAUCAUUGACAAAGCUAUCUUCAAAGCCACGACUCAUACCUCACACGACCCACCUUCCGACAAAUACGUCACUUUCCUCCAGUCAACUGUUGACACGUCUUACGGUCCGCAGGCCGUCACUGCGAUCGUGCAGAGACUGUGUUUGACGAAGGACGUGCGCGUGGCGGCUCAAUGUCUUAUUCUUCUCCAUAAAAUGGUUAAAUCAGAAAAUGGUUAUAGAGAAGAAGAAGAUAGUAUUCGUAAUUUGAUUUAUAAUCAGGGAGGGAGCAAUCUUAAUUUGAAUGAUCUUAAUGAAGAUUCAUCUAGUUUUGCUAAAGAGUUGUCCCCAUGGGUUCAAUGGUACAAACUAUAUUUAGAUUGUUUCUUAUUCAAUGCGGGGGUUUUAGGCGUUACUCCAAAUAUAAAAGAAAAUUCAGAAGAGAAGCGUGUGGAAGCUGAACGAGUCGCGUCUUACACAACCGAUUGCAUUUUCGAACAAACCGAUUUCUUAGUGGAUGUAUUCGAGUAUAUAAGUGGCAGACCAGAAACUCCGACGGAUAAACCGAACAGAAUCGUUAUUGAGAUGAUAGAACUAGUGGUAAAAGACUACUUCUCGGUCAUGAGAUUGAUCAAAAUAAGGUUAGAAGAAUUGAACGAGAGACCAGACCGACCAGACGAGUUUGUUUCGGUUUUGGUGAGGCUUGAAAAUUGUAUGGAGGGUUUGAGCGAGUUUUCUUGGCGAAACAAAAAUUCGAAUGAAGAUUUUUGGUCUUUGGUAUUGGAAUUAAAAGAUGGGUAACGUUAGAAACCAAAAGAUUCGUGGGAUAAUAAUGGUCCGGUUCGGUCAAUAAAAACUCUUCCAACUUUGCAUGUAAAAGCUGGUCCAUGCCAUCUCUUUAGUUGGAUUUUGAAUAUUAAAAUAUUUGCUAUGAAUAAGUAUAUAAUAAAAUUUUCUAAGUAAUCCA
Molecule: messenger RNA, 1094 nt
Organism: Thlaspi arvense
Lineage: Eukaryota; Viridiplantae; Streptophyta; Magnoliopsida; Brassicales; Brassicaceae
Source: the annotation of a GenBank genome assembly